AUGGAGAACCCGGUUUUAAUCCAGAAAGCCCCUCGGCGACACAAAUCUGCAAUUCCAUUAUUCCUGUUUCAUGAUGGUGGUGGAACAGUUUUACCCUAUUACUUCCUCGAAAGCUUAAACCGCAAUGUAUGGGGAAUAUCAUAUCCACAUCUUAAUGACGGUGGUACUUUUGAACGUGGUAUUAAAGGAAUGGGCGAAUUAUAUGCUGGAUACAUCCGAGGAAAAGUCUCCAGAGGCAAAGUCCUACUUGGUGGUUGGUCUGCAGGCGGUUCAAUAGCAAUUCAAGUUGCAAAGUGCUUGGAGAAUAUUCCAGAACUUUGUGUCGCUGGAAUAGUCUUGUUAGAUACACCAUUUCCUGAUUUUCCGGACUGGCGACCAAAGAAUUCACCACCAGUUCAGUUCCAUAUCCCAGUGGCGCCGGAUCAAACAGCAAAGAGUAGAUUGGCACAACAGCAAGCUGUGAAUGAUAUUAUCCAUGCGCUUUCAGUCUGGGAGUUGCCAACUUGGGAAAACGGAAGACGACCGCCACCCGCUGUUUUCAUAAGGGCACUCAAGGUAGUACCGACAGAGAAGGUUGUAGAGGUUGUAGAGGUCGACUGGUUUCGCGAGGAAUAUGCUUUAGGUUGGCAAAGGUAUCCGUACAACUUUAUAAUUGAAGAGCUUCGAGUUGAUGGUGAUCAUUUUAGCAUCUUCACUCCUUCAUAUCAUAUUACUGGAUUCCAAGCAGAACAGCAGCAUAGUAAUCUCGGCUUUAUGAAGAGGCAUCAUCAAAACACCAGGAUAAACGUUCUUCACGUCGAAGUCGGCACAGUUUUGAAUUUCAAUCUUGAGGAGGCUUGGCAAUUAGUCAUGCCAUGA
Botrytis fragariae is the source of this 858-nucleotide messenger RNA. Its product is annotated as putative polyketide synthase protein. Gene Ontology annotation, biological process: biosynthetic process. The record is from RefSeq and is a predicted model, not a curated record. The transcript is spliced from 4 exons. Lineage: Eukaryota; Fungi; Ascomycota; Leotiomycetes; Helotiales; Sclerotiniaceae. Bases 1 to 858 code for a protein of 285 amino acids.